AUGAGAAUUUCUUCUUUUCGAACCAACCACGUAAAUCUUUGUGUUUAUUUGUUUAAUUUCUGUUUGUGGGUUUGUGAAUAUGAUCGACGUUGCUUCCGCUUUUACUCCAACCAUUGGUAUUUUGGUAUCGAGUGGCAUUUAUGGACAUGUAGGAAGUAUGGUUUUUUUCCUGGUGUUAAUUUGUUGUGCAAUAUAGGCUGUCUGGGCGGGACAAGUGAACUGCAUCUUGUGAUCAACUUAUGGCAGAGAGUGGAGCCGCCAUUGCAGAGAUUAUUAGGCAACAUAAUCUCACACUGCAUAGCAUCAGAGACCACAUGGGAGCAGAGGGAGAAGGAUGUAUGGGACAUAGUGGGAGACAUAAAGAGAAACUUAAAGGAGCUCUGUGAGAAGUUCCCAAGAGAUUACAAGGAUGAAGAAUGGGGUUGGCUUUACAAAUUACAUGCGAAACAAUCAAUGGGGAGGCCGAGAAAUGAAGGGGAUGUGGCGGUGAUUUCAUGUAGCAGCUGGUGUAAAUUUUCAUUUUACGAGGUAGAUUUUGGACGUGGGAAGCCCAUAUGGGUCACUGUCCCCGAGUUGCCUGCGAAGGAUUCAAUUAUAUUCAUUGAUACCAAAGAUGGCGACGGGAUCGAAGCGAUAGUGUGCUUGGAGGAGAAGGCAAUGGAGGCGUUUCAGCAAAAUCAAGAGUUUUUCUCAUUUUGUGAACUCAAAAACUAGCCGCUGAAGGCAAUGUCUUUAGCAAUGGUGUAUUUGGUAAGUCAUAAUAGUAAUUCUCAUCGUCAUUGUAAACCCAUGUGGUUGGUUUUAAGAAAAGGAAGUGGAUCGUUAAUGUUCUUAACA
Molecule: messenger RNA, 837 nt
Organism: Cucurbita maxima (winter squash)
Lineage: Eukaryota; Viridiplantae; Streptophyta; Magnoliopsida; Cucurbitales; Cucurbitaceae
Product: vinorine synthase-like
Exons: 1
Coding region: 1-714 (237 amino acids)
Source: RefSeq, a predicted model, not a curated record